AUGUCUCCCAGAAACCUGCUUCUAUUCGGUGCUACGGGCACAAUUGGUUCAUUUAUCCUGGACGCCGUUCUCUCCGCACGUUCGCAAUUCGACCGCGUGGUGGUCUUUACCUCUCCGCGUACGGUAGAGACCAAAGCAUCGAGGAUCGAGAAUUUGAAAAUUCAGGGUGUCGAAAUCAUUGUCGGAGAUGUCGAGGAUGAGAGCGCAAUCAAGGCUGCCUAUCAAGGAAUCGACACCGUGAUUUCGGCAUUGGGUCGCAAUACUCUUGCCCAGCAGAUCCCUCUCAUUCGCCUAGCGGCGGCCAGCUCCAGUGUCAAAUGGUUCUUCCCCUCGGAGUACGGCACCGACAUUGCAUAUAGCCCCGCAUCGGCGCAUGAGAAGCCACAUCAGCAGAAGCUCAAAGUGCGCGCAGUGCUUGAGAAUGAAAUCUCACGGGACGAUCUUGAGUAUUCGUAUGUCGUCACCGGCCCAUUCGCGGAGAUGUAUCUACAUUUGACGCCCGGACUGGAGGAGGCGGGUGGGUGGGACGUCAAGUCACGGAAGGCUGUGCUGCUCGGGGAUAAAGGCACGGACAAGAUUAGUUUGACGACAAUGAAAGACGUGGGCACUUUUGUCCUAUCAACCCUACUUGACGCUACGCCCGAGACUCGCAAUCGCCCUCUCUGCGUCAACUCUUUUACCACUAGUCCCGCUGAGAUUCAAGCGGAAUUUGAACGCCAGACCACUGGCCAGUCCUGGGAUGCGGUUUCAUAUACAACCCUAGAUCGCUUACGCCUAUUGGAGACCGCGGCUUGGGAUGCGAGCAGCCCGACGGCGACGGUGCUGACGCUGCGCCGCAUCUGGACUGAGGGCGGCACUCUCUAUGCGCAGCGGGCCAACGGGCUCAUUGGGGAGCCCAAGACAAUGACUCUUGAGGAGGUUGUUGCGAAUGAGAUCCGCCGCGUGUCGUCACUAUAG
This is a messenger RNA of Penicillium macrosclerotiorum, 957 nucleotides long. RefSeq lists its product as uncharacterized. The transcript has 3 exons. NCBI's taxonomy places the organism in Eukaryota, Fungi, Ascomycota, Eurotiomycetes, Eurotiales, Aspergillaceae. The record is from RefSeq and is a predicted model, not a curated record. Bases 1 to 957 code for a protein of 318 amino acids.